AAAUAAUUUUUUUUAUUAUAUAAUUUGGCUUUGCUCUAAUAUAUGACUUGAAUAAUAUUUUUUUUCUAUUUUUAGAAAAAUUUAUAAAUAAAAACUAUUUAGAGAUGAAGAUAUGAUUUCUUUAUAUUUUUCUCUAUGAAUAGAAAAAUUAUAUUAUAAAGAUAUAUAUUAGAACAAAUCCAAUUUUAUAAUAUAUAGUAUAUUUUUUUAUUUUAGAAGAAUGCAUGAAAUAAAACAGAGGUGGUUGGAGAUGACAUUAAAUAGAACAACAUCUUUUCAUUUCGUUAACAACACUAAUAUAUAGAUCCAGUUUUAAGAUUAGAAAUUUUAUCUUUGAAAUUUCAUGAAAAUAUUAAGGAUAGAAAUUUUAAGAUUAGAAACGGAUUCGAACUUCUCCUAGACUCGUUUCCGCCAACGCGCCAAAUGAGAAAAAAAAACCGAAACGACGCGAGUGGUUCGAAUUGUAGUGAUUGGUUGGGGACAUUGAAACACAAACCGCCUUAAAAAAAACAAAAAGCGAAUCCUUAAAUACUGGGCCCCGCGACAGUGAUGCAAAGAAGUCUUUUUAAAAAGAGAAAAACCUUUUCCUAUCUCUCUCUCGCUGUCUCAGAUCUCUCUCUUCUUCAAUGGAUCAUCCCGCUUCUUCCAAGAAAAACCAGCACAACGGAACCGUCUCUUCCGGCGUCAAGGGCUUCGUUGAGCAGCAGAUAUCUCCUGGAGAUGAAAGGAUUGUCUCUUCUUCUUCUUCUACUCCCGUUACUCAUCCUCUUGAUCCCUCCCUGUAUUAUCAAAACCCUACCAAUCUCUAUCCUUACGGUUGGAAUGUUGCACAUUCUGGUUAUGCUCAAGGCAUCAAUGCUUGGGAUGGUUAUCCACUUUAUGCCACUUCCCCUGAAGGCCUUCAUGUCCCACAGGCUGUCUACAAUGAAGAUUCGUCUCUUAUGUACCAACCUGGUUUUGCUUACAACCCUUACCCGUCUAUGAUGUUGGAGGGCCAAAUCCCAUUCUCUCCAGCUUAUUACCCACAGUUUGGGAUGCAUUUUAGCCACUCAGAAUUUGGUGUUGGAAACGACCCAACAUCUGCUUAUAUGAUACCUUUUGGUGGAUAUGGGGGAGGCAACUUAUCUGGGAAUCAAGGGGCCAACUCUUUAACAUAUCCUCAAGCGAUGGGUAUACUUGGGCCAUACGACCAUGAUGCUUCACAGUUACCGUUACAUGGGAACGGAAUUUCUUCAAGCUCUUCUUUGGGAGGAUAUUAUCCUGUAGGAUCUUACCAGAGUCCAAGCUCUACUGCCUCAUACUAUGGAGCUGAUAAUCCAGUCAGAUUAGCCUCUGACAUUGGUAAAAGGCGUGAAAAGGAGUACAGCUCUGUACCUACCACCAGUGAUCUCUAUGGUAAUCGAGGGCCAAGAUCGUUCACCAGGGUAAAGAGCAAGAACGGUUCUGGACUUAGCUCUUCUGCUGGUGAUGCAACAAAUGAUUCAAGCACAGCUGGACCAAAUCCCAGUUUAUACAACCAUUCCGAAUUUGAGACAGAUUAUAAGAAUGCUAGAUUCUUUAUCGUCAAGUCGUUUAGUGAAGACAAUGUUCACAGAAGCAUUAAGUAUAAUGUCUGGGCCAGCACUCCACAUGGCAACAAGAAAUUGGAUACUGCUUAUAGAGAUGCUGAGAAGAUGGGUGGAAAAUGUCCAAUCUUUCUCUUCUUUUCGGUAAAUGCUAGUGGACAAUUCUGCGGGGUGGCGGAAAUGGUUGGACCUGUAGAUUUUGAAAAGGAUGCUGCUUACUGGCAGCAAGGCAAGUGGAAUGGACAGUUCCCAGUGAAAUGGCAUAUCGUGAAAGAUGUACCGAAUAACCGGUUUAGUCACAUUCUUUUGCAAAACAAUGACAGCAAGCCUGUGACACACAGCCGAGACUCUCAGGAGGUGAAGCUACGUCAGGGGAUUGAGAUGCUGAGAAUAUUCAAAGACUACGAGGCGCACACAUCAAUCCUGGAUGAUUUCAGCUACUAUGAUGAAAGAGAGAGUCAAAAGGUGGGAGAAGAUGGAGUGACGAAAGAAGAAACCUUUGCUGUGGAACAGUUAUCAGAGCGUCUUCAAGCUGUCACAGUAGAAGAUGGAAAGGAGGGGGAGAAAGAAGACUUGAAAGAGAAGACCUGAUGUAAGUGAUAGAUGCAGGCAGUGAUAGUAACUAGAAGCAUUCUUUUGGUAAAAAAGGGAGGUUUUAUGUUUUGUUGUUUUCUUGGGUUGGGAGCUUAUACUAAAAUGUCUAAAAGAUAUCCAAUCCAAUUCCUUGUACUUUUGUAGCAUUUUGCUUCUUCUUUUUUCAUCAAUGCAAAGCUUAGUUAGCUAUCUCUUGUAAUGACUCCGCAUAUGUAUCUGAAAGAUAACUAAGACGCU
This is a messenger RNA of Brassica rapa (field mustard), 2396 nucleotides long. Its product is annotated as YTH domain-containing protein ECT1. Gene Ontology annotation, biological process: mRNA destabilization. Gene Ontology annotation, cellular component: cytoplasm. Lineage: Eukaryota; Viridiplantae; Streptophyta; Magnoliopsida; Brassicales; Brassicaceae. Gene Ontology annotation, molecular function: mRNA binding. The record is from RefSeq and is a predicted model, not a curated record.